Molecule: messenger RNA, 11537 nt
Organism: Lethenteron reissneri (Far Eastern brook lamprey)
Lineage: Eukaryota; Metazoa; Chordata; Hyperoartia; Petromyzontiformes; Petromyzontidae
Product: FHF complex subunit HOOK-interacting protein 1B-like
Biological process (GO): endosome organization; early endosome to late endosome transport; lysosome organization
Cellular component (GO): FHF complex
Source: RefSeq, a predicted model, not a curated record
GUGACGUCACGGGUGUAACAUGGCGAGCGUGGUGGAUGUUUGUGCGGUGGUUUAGGUGGCGUGGUGAUGGUGGUGAUGUGGUGAUGGUGGUGAUGGUGGUGUGGUGAUGGUGAUGAUGGUGGUGAUGUGGUGAUGAUGUGAUCAUGUGGUGAUGAUGAUGGUGAUGUGGUGAUGGUGAUGUGGUGAUGGUGAUGUGGUGAUGGUGAUGUGGUGAUGGUGAUGUGGUGAUGGUGAUGUGGUGAUGGUGGUGUGGUGAUGAUGGUGGUGAUGUUCGGGCAGAGCUGACGGGAUGUGCGCCGACUGUUGACGAUCAUCGCCAGUAGCAGCAGCAGGGACGAGCGAUCGCAGCGGGCGCCGGCGGAAGGGUCCACCUGGACCGGUUGGGGGGGCCGCUCUCCCCCCCAGCCCCCCGCCCCCCCCCCCGUCUCCCCCCCACCGCGGCUCAGCAUGAGCUGGCUCAGCCGCUUCAACGCUCGCGGGGGGCCGGGGGGCCGCAAGGCCGAGCGGGAAGCGGCCGCCGGCGCCGCGGGCGCCCCCGCGGCGGGCCCCGUGGCCCCCGCCGUGGCCGCCGCUCAGCCGGAGCCCCCCAGCUCCCCCGGCGCGGACCCCGAGACGUGCCUCAUGGUCUACAGGAACCACUGGAUGCAGGUGCUUAAGGUGAUCGAGAGGAAUGCGGGUGGGGGGCGCGACGGGGUCGCAUCAUCGACGGCCCCUGCCGACGAGAAGAACUUGGUGCGGAACAACGUGGACCAGAUGCUGUACCUGCUGGCAGAAGAGCUGCCUCCGAGGACGGGCGGCAUGGGCCCCAUCCUGGAGUUCACCGUCUCCGACGAGGUCCUGGGCCGCGUGGUGUCGUGGGGCCUGCGCAUGCGCACCGCCCACGGGGGCGUCAGAGGCCAGGAUGCUGUUGACGAGGAGGACGAGGAGGUGAGAGCGGAGCAGCUCAAGAUGUACGAGGUGCUGGUGUCGCAGUCCCACCAGCCCCUACUGCAUCACAAACCCAUCCUUCACCCGCUGCUGGGGCUGAUGGCCGCGUGCGCCAACUCGCGCUCUCCCAAGGUGGAGACCAACCUGGUGCUGCUGCUGAGCCAGCUGUGCUCGGUGCUCGUCAAGGACCCGGCCACACUGGAGCUCGUCUUCAACGACCACCCGUCCCCUCUCGCCCCAUCGGGCGGCGGCGCUGCCGGCAUCGCGGGUUUUGCACCGCGUAACGACGCGCUGGUGUUCGCGCUGCUCGUGGGCUACGUGCACCGCGAGGGCUCGCUGGGGCAGCAGGCGCGUGACGCGCUGCUGCUCAUCAUGUCACUGACGGCGGAGAACCGCUCGCUCGGGGAGUACAUCGCCGACCGCUCUGAUUUCUGCCCGGUGCUGGCGACGGGGCUGAGCGGGCUGUACUCGUCGCUGCCGCGGAAGAUUGAAGUGAGUUCCGACGAGUGGCACUCGCUGCGCCGGGAGGACUGGUUGGGCGUGCCGGCCCUCGUCAGGUUCAUGAACUCGCUGGAGUUCUGCAACGCCGUGGUGCAGGUUGCUCACGAGGUGGUGAGGAAUCAGCUGAUAAAGUACAUCUACCACGGGUUUCUCAUCCCAGUCAUGGGCCCAGCGCUGGACAAGACGCUAGUGGAGGAGCAGAUCGCCAGCACAGCUUACCUGGACCUCUUCCUGCGAAUGGUCACGGAGCCGUCGCUGCUGCGCACCUUCCUGCACUUUGUGCUGCUCCACUCCGAGGAUGACAAGCGCGUCCUGGACUUGCUCGUGGCACGCAUCAGCAGCAGCUCGCGGCUGUGCAUGGUGUCGUUGGCGCUUUUCCGGACGCUGCUCAGCCUCAACUGUGAGGAUGUUAUGCUGCAGCUGGUGCUCAGGUUCCUCAUCCCGUGCAACCACGUGAUGCUGAGCCAGCGCCGCGCCGUCAAGGAGGUGGAUCUGUACGGGCGCACGGCCGACCGUCUGCUGUCGCUGUCGCCCGAGUGCUGCCGCCUGGAGCAGCUGCUGCUCGCUGAGCGGGAGGACGAGCACGUGCUCUGGUCCAAAGGCUUGGUGGUGUGCGGCGCCUCGGAGGGCCAGCCCGCGGCGUCUCCGGCACCCAAACCCACCACUCCGGCCCGCAUGGGGUUUUUCUCGCGGCAGAAGUCGGAAAUCUUUGAACGGCAGCAGCAGCAGCAGCGCUCGCCCGCUGUUCACGAACAGCCGGCGCGUCCGCAGUCCCCCGCGUCAACAGCGCUCGCGUCGCCGCAGCGGCAACAGCUGCGGCCCGGCAGCGGCAAUUUCGAGGAGCGGACGGAAGCGGAGCCCGGCUACCUGCAGUACCUGCGCGACGCGCGUUGCGGCGUGCGGCGCUGCGCGCUGGCGUGCCGCGCGUGGUCGGCUCCCUACGACGGGGAGACGCCGGCGCCGGGCAGCGUGGUGAUCGCGCCGAGCGAGGCGCUCUCCUCGCUGCCGCUCGACGCCGAGCACUUCGCUCUGGAGCGCAAGCUCGAGCCGCCGGCGGAGAGCCCCGAGUGGGACAUCUGCCUCGACCGGUACCGCAUCACCGUGUUCCCGCACUCCAAGAAGCGCGGCGUGCAGCGGCGGAGGAGGCAGGGCGCUCAGAACGACGCUGCCGUGCCGCGCCCCCCGAAGCCGGCGGGCGACCAAAACGGCCUGGCCCCGACGUCGGCGAUCCUGGAGGGCGACUCGCGGUUGGAGGCGCCGUCCAGUCUGAACGGCGCCGACUCGGCGAGGAGCGGGGAGGGUGGCGUCGUGCAGGCCCCGGAAACUUCUGACGACGAUCCCAUGGCCAAGAAGCAGAGGAGGGAGAAGCGACGAGAAUCGCACGACGACGACGAAGUCGGCGGCGGCGGGAGCGUGGCCAACGGGAGCGCCGAGCCCAUCGAGCCGGCGCCGGUGAUCGCGCCGCCCCGCGGACAGCCGCAGCCGUCGGCGGAGAGCGCUGCCUGGGAGGAGACGGAGUCGGACGCGCCGGCUCCCGCUCCCGCCGGCUCCUCCUGCGCUCGGCACGAGGGUGCGGCGGGGAUGACGGCGGGCGACACGCCGGCGGAAGCGCCCUCCGCUCUCGACGAGUCGGUCGACAGCCUCAUCCAGACGUUCCUGGAGGGCUCAUCGGAUGACGCCAGCGGCCUCGUUGCCGACCUGCACAAGCAAUCGCUGGUCGCCGUUAUGGCCGGUGCCGCUGACGCCGAGGAAUCAUCUGGGGAUGCGGUUAUCGGAGUGGAUGAGACCGCCGCCGCCAUCGCGCCCAACUGCGUCGCCGCCGACUUCUCGGCACUUUCGGAGCAGGUGGAGCCACGGGGCGUGGAGACGCCGACGCAGGCGCACGUGGUGACCCUGCCUGCCCUGCUCGCACAGCAUCCGAGUCAAGCCAUCGGCACGCCGUUCACCGGGCCCUUUGUGGGCGCGCUGUUUGCCAAGCUGGAGAACAUGAUGCAGAAUUCGCUGUACGUCAACCUGCUGCUGACGGGCGUCGUAACGCAGCUGGCCUGCUACCCGCAGCCACUGGUGCGCUCCUUCCUGCUCAACACCAACAUGGUCUUCCAGCCGAGCGUCAAGUCCCUGGUGCAGGUGCUGGGCACGGUGAAGAACCGGAUCGAAGCGUUUGCGGCGGGCUACGACGACUUCCCGCCGAUGGUGGUGCGAGCGUGGCAGUACCUGAUCACGCGCGGCCAGAGUGGCGCCGUCGACUCCCCGCUCUUUGUCCCGGCCCUCAGCCGCGCCGAACAACUCGCAAAGAGCCGGAAGCCCUCUCUGGGGGAGCUACUGCUGCGGCACGCCAACAGCCCGAGCCGCGCGCGACAGGCGGCGCAGCACGCGCUGCAGCACGUGCGGCUGGGACAGCGGGCGGCGGCGCCGCUCUCCUCAUCGUCGCCGUUCCGCAACAUCGCCGAGCAGCAGAGCGAGGCGCUGCGCGUCAAGAACGCCGUCUACUGCGCCGUCGUCUACGCCGAGUUUCUCAAAGAGCUGGCGGCCGUGGCGCAGGAGCACGCCGUGUCGUCGCAGCUCUCCCUCGACGAGGAGUAGCGGGGCGGCUUGUCGCCGACGGAAGCACCUGGCCGAGCCGGGAAGAGCGCCAGCCUCGUCGAGCUACCGCGAAGCCGCUACUGCUGCUGCCGCCGGAGUAGUACUGCUACUAUGUGGACUAUUGCAGUUACUACUGGAGUAGUACUGCUGCUACUACUGUGAACUCCUGCGGUAGUAGCAGCAGUAGCCGUCGUACCAGCCUGGAGAGAGCACCGGGCCGAUCGGCAGUUGUGCCGCGGCCCUAAGGUGCUGCUGUGAACCUCCCGCUCCCGCUCUUGACCGCAGUUCCCUAUUAGCCCAACCGGGCGCUCACUGAAGGGCACGCGUCCGGAGGCGCCACCACCAGCAAAGGGAAUUUUGCGCGCUCCGAGCGCGGCUCGACUUGCUCCGGCACAGUGAACGCGACGUGCGGGAAAUGCUCCAAUGGCCUUCGAGCGGCGCCUCUCUCUUGUCGGUAUCCGCCCGAGAGAUACGGGACCGCUGGACUGCACCCUACGGAUGGACAUGCGUGGUAUUUAUCCAGGGAGCAAUGUGGAACCACCGGCAGUGAUUUAUAAAUCACGGUGAGUGACGAGAAUGGAAAUUUAGAGCAAACAUAAACGAAUCGGAGCAUUCGACACACGUCAAGGGUACCCACCCCUCCUUCAUGCUCCUCUCUCUUGCACACUACAGGGGGUAGCGGCGUAAGCUUCCACAAAUCUGUUUUUAUUUUUCUCGUGCUGUCAGAAAAUUGUUUUUCCUUCGCCCAAGAGAAGAAUACUGGAAGAUUUUGUGGUCAAGAAUCGUGCCAAAGGAUCCGUCAUCGCCUCUCUGCGUGGGAGAAGGCCAUUGACAUUGCCGUAUAGUUGAACCACCGCCACCUUUCGACAGCCCCUGCGGGCGACAGCCAGGGCCAGGGAAUUUUAUGAUGCCCCCAAUGGUCGUGCGACAACGCUGGUUGCCGCUUUGAGCAUCGCAGCUUUGGCACAAAGUCUUAAACGCGCGCGCUGACUAACGUCCACAUCGUGCGCAAGGCGUCGGCUCGACAGCGUUCAAGGGAAGUUCGCCCACGCCGGUGUUGCGUUUGUUGAUUUGUAAAAAAAACAAAUGUUCGGUUUACAAUGCAUAUCCGUGCACACUUUUUCUGACACUACGUUUUUUUCUGAAAUGAUACCAAUGUCUUUUUGAGCCCGUUUUAUGACGUGAUAUAUUUCAUUUUUAUUUCUAUUGUGGCUUGAGUUGUGUUUUUGAAUAUCGGUGCAGUGUUCUACACUGACGCUAAGCCUUUCUGAGUUCACUUUUCUUUUUUAAAAAUUGGAAUUUUUACAAAUACUUUUAAUGAAAAUAAUUGAAAUGUCAGCUGCUUGAUUUAAUAGACAAAAGAAAUAAGGUGUUAAUUGAAUGUGGGGCGCGUUGUUUCUGUUAUAUAUUUUAAGCAACUGUAUAGUUUAGUGCACGUAAUUUGUUUUUUUACUGUAAAAAAAAACCUAAAUAUUGUUUAUAUUAAUAUAUGAAAGACAUGGGGGGGGGGGCGGUUUGUAUUCUACUUGAAAACUGCAGUAAACCUGACGGGGGGGGGGAGCAUGUGUGACCUUGACAGCCGUGCCAAGUGCGUCGCGAACGUCCCGAGCUCUGUGUUUGGGCAAUACAAGAGACUUUGUGUUCCUGUCGGGCAAACCAUUGCCCGGGCACUGGCGGGCAGGCCACAGCGUCGCAGUAACUAACCCGCUCGGCGGCUCAAUCGCGACUCCCUCGCUUCGUUAUUUAUCACUGCCGCCACCGUCGCCACCGCCAUUGUUGCGCUCUCCAGCGUCUGGGCGUCACCGGUUGGCGUGUGCAACGCCGCGUCCGAUCGUUGCGUCCUUGAGGAUCAUUUACGACGUAUGCAAAUUUUGCUCAAAUAAUUUUACGAAUGUAUGCUUCAUUGUGAAGGGACGCGCAUGUCUGAAGGGGGGGGGGGGGGGGAGAUGUAGCGACGAAGUCCACUCGCGUCGCGGGGUGCUCGGUGGGCUGUUUAUUCGCGGAACCGUAAGAUUUGGCGGAGACUUUUGGGUGGUGGGGACGGACCUUCAUCCAGCUAUGGAUUGAGCCUGGCUAACGGUGGUGUGUUGGUGAUGACUUACUAGCGUACGAACAAGACAAAGCCUACGAGACGGACAAUACAAACAAGGCGAAAACAAAUAUCGAGUAUUUUUUUCUGUCUCACGAAUCGUGACGGCAAAUUGUCAACAUGCGUCGUACCGUCGGGAGGGUGAAACGUUCGGGGGCCUGGGAAUAUUUUAGAGCGUGACAAUUUCGGGCACGGAGCAUGCUCGCGGCAACGAGCGCGCGCGUUGGGUUGAGAGGUUUGGAAAUCGCGCACCUCCAAGAAUUUUAAUUCCCCCAUGUUUAUGCAGCGAUAUCAAUUUAAAUAAUGUGUCGAGUGCUUUUAAUACACCCUAAAUAUCAUCGACUUGCACAUAGAUACGAGGUCAGGUCAAUAAGGCCACCCGAUCGGUUUAUUACGUCCGCUAAUUUUAGCGUUGGGAAUGCCGGUUAGCUCAACUGGGAUCUCAAGCACAGUGAGUUGAUGAUGGUGGCAGCCCGCUCACCAGCGACCACACAAAAAGCCUGGCCACAUUACACUUCGUCCUACGCUCUAAUUGGGCCGGAUUCCAGCUCUGAGAAUUAAAUUAUCAGUUUGUCUUGCGACGGGGGGGACGCCAUUCUCAUACGCAUAUGGACCAGAGGUCGCUCGAAGGAAGCUCCGUGGUAGUUCUGUGACAUCCGCUUCCGUGGGCCAUUCUCUCACAAAAGAGGUCGCGCUGCUCCUUGAGAGGUCCGAGUGGAUUCUUUAUCUCAGGAUGCGCCGCGCGACUCUUUGGAUAAUACCUGGGGGAAAUUAUGUAACAAUUGGCUGUGGGGUUAAUUUUAACACAGUUUUAACACAAAGCGCAGCAACAAGAGCCUGGGUUUGAUUGCCGACUCGGGCUCCUACCUGCGUUGGAGUGUGUAUGUCCUUCCCUCUUCUGCAUGGGUUUCCUCCCAUGGCUAUAGCACCCAACAUUCAUUGUAACCGCUGUUGGUCCAAACAUCCAAAUGUGGCAAAAUGUCCUGCAAAUUACUCAUCAGGGAUCACACAGCAGCAGCAUCGCCCCCUACUGUGAAAACCUGGCAGGGACCCUCCUGGAAAAGAGACCUGAGACUUACUGAGGCUCUCCUGGGUACACAAGCAUAAAUAAAUGAUACAUCAUAAUUCCAUGAGCUCUUUGACCGGACCUCGUGUUAGACAAAGUGGGCUGUGUAGUCCUUACCAUCAUCACGCUGACUUGACGAGCCCAUCUACAUAUAUGUUAAGGUUCAGUUACCUCCACUGCCCACUGGUGAGAACAUCUGCGAUGUAAUAAUUCACUAAAUCACUUUUGUGUCAGGAGUCGAAACUGGCGUUUGAAAGAGCGAAACCCACGCAUGGCAAACAAGUUGGUUCCCAUGUCGGCGUGCACGUCGCUCGGUGCGCCAGGACCAAGAGACUUCGCAGAUCCCUACUGGGCACCGGGAGGCAAUCGUAGGCGUGGUGGUAAUGGUGGUAGUAGCUGUGAUGGUUGAUAGGUUUGAGUCUGCGCUAUUUCUGAAGACCUUCUGCCACACUUAUUGUAACAUCUCGUUGCUCUAGAAACAUUAAUGUUUGCUGCAAAAUGAAAAAAAAAAUACCACGGUAAUAAUACUUUAUUUCAGCUCAUGCCUUCAUCUUACUGACAAACCACAGUCUUAUUUUAUUCCCAUUUUGUUGGUGGUGUUUGUCACGCCGCGUAUGUGCACUUAGACCGCGUACGGUUACACAGGACACGAGCCUCUACGUCCUUUGUUGAUGCCUUCCAGCCCCGAGAUGUGGUUCUUGUUCACUAAAGUCGGGCACCACGGACGUCACCGUAUUCAACGCGCACGGUUCUCCGAUGUGUCUGCGACCUUCGCUCCACGUGCCGAGAGCUCCUUCGGCAACUGACGGUUAGGCCCCAACUCGUGCCGGGCAGCGUGCCUGGUCCGCAGUGCUGUGGAAGCUCGUUUCAGAGCCGUCCUGGGGAGGUGCUUUAACUCCCGGCUCCAUCCGCGAACCGCGACAUGCCUUGGUAUUCUGCCAGGGGCCUUGCGGCCGUGUGGCCGUGCGUGCAUGCGAAGUUACUCGCCACGCUAAUUGUAGUGACGCACUCCUUCCUUCCUACGUGGUGGGAAAGAUUUCACUACCGGUGUCGCGGUUGUGGAGAUGAUGACGAAUGCAGAGUUUGGAAAGGAAAAAUGCGUGUUGUCGUUCUAAAAUCUGAGCAAGAGCACAAGAUGAUAACACGAACUGAAAUUAUGCAUCAGGGCCCUCACCGACUAGAAACAUUGAUUGGCGGGUUGCGUGCGGUUGGGUAAAGUGUGGGUACUGCACACUUUACUCCGCACCGGUCGGCGUGGCAGACUAGGCCAAGCUGCCCUCUGGAGAGUCUGCCAAGUUCUUCCUCCGGCGGAGGCGUUUCCGCCAACAGUGGUGCGAGCGAACACACUGAGCAUCUGAGGCAGUGGCGCAGUGCGGCUGGCAUGGGUUCUCACACAAGGAACUAAAUGAGCACCCGCCCCGUCCGAAUCCACUCUCCUGUGCAGUUGCACCGCCUGCUCCGAGCAUUUGUACUUGGGUCUCGGGAUGUUUGUCAGCGAGUACACGAGUCUGCUUUACAAUGUCGGGUUUUUUGUUUGUAUGGUUUGAGUCCGUGUCGGGUCACAUCUUCCUGUAAGCUGCCACGAUGCAGGGCAUCGGUUUCCGCAGCCGUGUUCGUGGUGGUGCUCGAUCUUCAGUUGCGAAGUCACUAAAAAGGGGUGAAUUUUAAAUGCAGGGAAAACUGAAAUAUACACUAGCCAAGCAGUAACACAUGGUGAUCCAUUUAUAUAUACCUCAUUGAUUUUCAAUGGCCCUCUUCUCAACAGCCAAUUGAAUAUUCUGAGAGCGAAGACACCGUAUCUCACAGAGGAGAGUGUUAAGAGAUUUAACGAGUUGUCUUAAAAUUGGUGCAAGAUAUGUGAAGUAUUAGAAGUGAAAUGUUGUGUUCUCUAAUUUCUCCAUAUUUUUAGUGGGGUAGCUAUGAAUGGAUCGCCCUGUACAUUGCGAGGUGGAAUGUACAUCUGUAACUAGUAAGUUAUACAAUGCAUUAGUAUUUAUCUAGCGUCAAAAUAUAGCUGCAUCUCAAGAUGCUAAUUGUAUCGGUUCUACCUUUGCAGGGAAAAUUUGAUUGGCCACGGAAAAGUUCAAACGCAUGUUGUUUAUCCGAUGCGAGCAUCGCCUCGAGAGACCGGGACGAGUCUCGUUCGCAAGUCUGACCCGGGGCGAUGGCCUGCCGCCGGUAGGGGCGAUGGUUGCCACUGUGGGUGUCUGAGUCCCGGUGUAGUGACCUGCGGGGGUCAUUUUCGAAUUUGGCAAAAUUUCGGAGGCGCGCGAUGGCCUCCUCUUGCGAAUGACGCCACGGAGAUGUUUAACGUCCGCCGUGAAGUGGCCGGCACGUGGCUACUGGAUUCAUCAACGUAGCAGGGGAUUGCUGUGCCGCUGGGGAGCGCCCAGAGGCAGAUCGUGGCGUGGACUCAGGGAGUAAGGGAAACAGGCACGGCAUCUCCCUCACCACGUGUCUGCCGCUCCACGUCAAGGGUACAAAGUGUUUGCGACACGGGGCACACCAGAGGUCCCGAGUCCAGCCCGUGUCCAGCCCAUGUCCACCACCGCACACGCAUAUAUUUAGUUCCAAACUCAAUCUUUGAUCAAAUCAAUGCUGAUAACAUUGUCACAUCAAUUAAAUAGUGAACUGUGACUAUGAGAAUUAUGUAUCCGACUCCCAAACCAGGAUGGAAAUGCAAACCUUUAUAUCGUUCUGAAUAAACGCAAUGAAGAUGCAGUGAAUGUGAAGGGAUUCUGAAUGAGUCUCGUGUGACCCUAUUCCAGGGUGCUCCCGCGACAAAUGCGUGAAUCGCGGCCACGUAAAGUUUCAACUGAUCGCAAAACAGACGACUGAUGAGUGAGGGAGCGGCCGUGCAGACAACGGAGUGAGUGUUACCCCCCCCCACCGUCCCCUGCCCCCCGUGCCUCCGUGCAACCCAACAUUUUUAUUAAUUUUAAUUUUUUACCUACGUGACUUUACCGAAAAAACCUAAGAAUAUUCUGAACGGCUUCGCCACAGUCAAGCUGCUGGUCGCGCGUGUGGUGGGGGGGUAGAGUGUGGGUAGCUCUCAUCAAGACGCCUGGGAAGGCUCUCGAGACCCCCUCUCCCACUCUGGGGGGUCUCUCAGACGUUCCUUAAGCGGAGGUCCCGCCGCCAGCAGUUGGCGGGAGUAACCGUCGCGUUACCCGACUGGAGGUGUUCCUGCAGGCCGUGAAGGCCCUGCUGGUGCCGCAUCCCACGUGGCCCGCAUUCAUCCCACGUGGUCCGUACCACCACCCCUCGCUCGGCUCAAGCGACGCGGCGUCGGGAUGGGACUGGGGAUGCUGUCACCUUAGCAACAUUCAAACUGGAGAGCCAUUCAAUAAAACAACAAUCUAAUUCAUACUCUUUGGUUCUUUCGGUAAAGUCACGUAGUUAGAAAUAUGUUUUUUUAUUUCUACCUACGUGACUUUACCGAAGGAACCAAAGAGUAUGGAUUCCUGCAGUCCCGAAAGCUUCAAAUCAAGAUUGAACAAUCUAAUUGUAUAAUUUUGCACUGCGGUGCCAAGGGCAUUGCCACCCUUCGAUGUCCUGUCACGGUCUCCACUGCCGACGGUCGUGGGUUGUAGCCGUCCUCGUGCACGAGCUGCAUGGCUUAUUUGGGGCCUUACCGGGUGAAAUGAAGCCCGAGUCGCCGUUACAAUGAAUCAAUGCGUUACGCGGUACGAGCGUAGUUAAUAAGUGUGUAGAUGUGCCCUCAUGUGCACGCUGACGCGUCUUUCAGAGCAGGGAAUCCUGAACGUGAAUCUGCUUGCUUAGUUUCGUAAAACUUGUUUUAAAAGCGUCUCUAGGGCCCAGCUUGUUUCAUUACUGAUCGUUGGCGAGUCCAGACCAGACGUCUAUAUUCUGGUUACCACCCGAGGCGGCGUAACUGCAUUGUUUAAUUUCACUUAGUUCAAAUUCAAGUUAAUUUAUUAGGUAUAGUCCUGUGAGCCAUUCGGCUCUUGAAUCGGGUGCAACCGCAACAAACAAAAAACAAAAACAUGAACAAGAAAACAUCUUAAAGUGACAAGGUGACUAAGUGCAAACAGAAAAUCCAAGAAAAGACAGUAAAAUAUUGCAGAAAAAGCACCGUACACCAACGCUGUGUGCAAAAAUCCCAGUGGGAUGGCAAGUCAAACAACAACAACCACAAGACAACAUAGAUUAAGGCCAUCAGUCUAACUCUGUACUACAACAAACAAACAUUGCCAAACCAAAAAACUUUUCGAAAAUCACCAAAAUAAAGCCAUAAAAGCAAUGAAAGUGAUCAUAGGAACUGACCGAAUUUUCACAAUAAACGACGAAAACAACAUGUACACCCAAACUCUGCAUCCAUAGCUGGCUGCAUGAGUCACUCCACAACAU